Molecule: messenger RNA, 1688 nt
Organism: Blepharisma stoltei
Lineage: Eukaryota; Ciliophora; Heterotrichea; Heterotrichida; Blepharismidae
Source: the annotation of a GenBank genome assembly
AUGUCGCAGCCUAACAAAGAAGUCCUUGAAAAAUACGCCGAGCUCCAAGUCGAAACAAUUAAGUCAGAGCUUCAAAAAAUCAUGCAAAACACUUUCAAUAGCCUUUCUGAAGACUCUUCAAAAUCAGCAAUCCAAGAAUCCCAAGAACUGCAUCGGCAAAUAGAUUCGCUGAAUCGUCAACUCCAAGAGAUUACCCAAACUCUCACAACUCAAACCUCAUGUAACGAAUCUCCAAAACCGCAUAGCAGGUCUUCCCCCUCCAUUCUUAACUCCACAAUCCAAUCCCUCAAAGAGCUUCAAGAAUCUACAAAUCUGCUUAUUCAAAACUGCAAGGGAAUUUUUCCCAAAGUAAUAAUCUCCCAAGACUCCAAAGUGAGUAUACAAAGGUUUUACUGCAAAGAAAGUGAAGAAAAGAUAGAUCAAUACACCUGGGUUCUUAAUGUUGCCAACGAAACCAAAGAUUACUUUAGAAAAGUUGAGUUUUUUAUUCUUGAAGACAACUUAAAGAUAGCUGAAAUCAGACUUAUUGAGUGGUUAUGCUAAAGGGUUUUUUCUGUUGCCUUUUUACCGUCAAAAAUAACGGAGGCUUUUUUUUUUUUUCAGGAAAACCCCAAUGUUUUUCAAAAAAGUAUACAGAAAAAAAAUGCAUGUGAUUUUUUCUUCUUUGAAAAGUAUUUUAUAGGGGUCUUUAUUUUAGCUUUAGAUUGCAACUAGUCUUUAUAUAUUAGAUAAUAAGGCUAAAUUUAAGAGCCUGGUAAAAUAUUUGAAAAAAAAGGGUAUUUCCGUGUUAAUAGUCUUUUUUCUGUAAAUUUUUUUUUGGAAAAACAGAAAAAUCUCUCUGUUAUUUUUGACUCUAAAAAGGCUGCAACCUUUUUUUCCCCGAUAACCCCUUAUUGAGCCAGAUACUGACAUAAAAAAGCACAUAGGCCUUCUUGACGUAAAAGACAUAUAUGGCAAACAUAUAAUCGCCAAAAUCGACGACUUCCCUGUUUCUGAGAUUUUCCCUAUUAUGAGAAUCGAAUUUAAAGGGGCAGAACAAAUUCCAGAAGAAGACGAAAACAACCCAAAAAACCUUCUGAAAUACACCAUUUUGAACUCUUCGCCAGAGACUAUUGAUAAUCUCUAUGUUUUCUGUAAUGAGACCUGUGAAAAGUAUUAUACAGAAAAAGAAUUGGAUUAUGGAGAAAUGGCUGAAAUUGUGGUCCCUUAUGGAAAUUUAGAAUCUGUCAGUUUGAGGGUUAUGAAAGAUGAUGAAGUUAUGAGCAUUGCCUAUGCACUUAAUUUAGGAGGUGAAGAAGGAGAAGAAAGCAGUGAAGAAGAUGUGGAUUCAGAUGGCCCUCAGCCUAAAGAGGGUAAUGGACUAUCCUUUUCAAGCCCUGCACCAGUGAUAAGACCUCCUGUAAUGGAUCCAGCAGCUAAAAAAAUAAAUCAAUUGAUUGAGACACUGGAAAUUGGCAGAAUAUGUCUAGCUGACCAAAUAAAAAGGAAUUACCCUGGAAUUGAUUCAAAAAUGCAGCUGUUUAAAGCGGUCAGCAGAUACACUACUUAUGAGGAUUGCAUUGACUAUUUAGUGGAUGGUGGAGUGAUUGAGCAAUCUUAAUAAGCAUGAAUACCUCAGUAAUAUAUAGCAUAAAAAGGGAAUGGGGCAUUUAUAUUUAUUUGCUAUUCAUAUAAAUAAGCAUUAAUAA